AUGAAUGGCGUUGCCCAUGAUAGUGACACGGAGAGGCUUCGAAAGGCCAUUGUGGUGAACUGUAGCCAGACACGGUAUCACGUGGUACGGGCGGCGGCCGUGGCACUGGGAUGGUACGUGGAAGAUGAGGGCCGUGAGGAGGACGUCCCUGUUGCUUUCCACGGGGUGGCGCUGCGGAGCGACAUGCGGCCGCUCACCAAGCGGCUUGCAUCCCGGGGCCUGUCGUACGACGCAGUCAACAGUCCGCAGAUUCAGUGGCUUGAUAAGAGCGUGAUACCGUCGCGUGUGGCUGCGUUGUCGUGUCGCCAUCGUCUGAACCACUUUCCCGCCAUGCACGUCGUCGCCCGGAAGGCGGUGCUGUUCAAGCGGCUGAUGCGGAUCCGACGGCAGCUGGAGGUGGCUUCGCCCCUCGCCGCGGCUAUGGGCGCCUUCCCCUGGAGUUUCGCCGCGCCGACGGAGGUGCCGCAGCUGGAGCGGUUUCUCCGUGACCGACAGCGGCAACAGCCACCGGGCGGCGAGCCCUUUUUUAUACUGAAGCCGAACAAAGGGUGCCAGGGGAAGGGAAUUGUUCUGACACCGGAGCCGCUGCAGGCGCUGGAGGCCCUGGCAGACAAGGGCGGGGAGGAUUGUCUGGUGCAGUUGUACGUGACGCCGCCCCUUUGUAUCGAGCGCAAGAAGUUUGAUCUUCGUGUCUAUGUGCUUUUGACGUCUGUUGUGGCCGGACGUCCCCCGCGCUUGCGGAGAGGAACGCCGCAGCCGCUGGGGCCCGAGGCGCGUGCCGGUCACGCGGGUCUGCUUGACGGACUGCAGUUGUUUGUCCAUCGCGAGGGUCUGGUGCGCAUCUGCGCGGAGGCAUACGCCGCCCCGAGCAGAAGCAACUGCGAGCGGGCAAGUGUGCACUUAACGAAUUACGCCGUCAACAAGAACGCAGAGGGAUUUUCUGUGGGGGUUGCGAAAGCGACGAGUAACGGCGCUGUGUGUGAGGGCAACAAGCGGGACUUUAAGUUUCUGCAGCACUACAUCGACGCACUGCCGGGCAAUGGCUACAGCGAGGACUCCGCAGACGAUGCUGCCGCCGUGACGCGCUGGGAGCGUCUGCUGCGCCGCAUCGACGUGUGCAUCAUGCUGACUAUGCUCUCCGGGUUGGAGGAGCUGCAGCGGGAAUUCGUCGGCACCGGCGCAUCACGAGGCUCACGCAGUGAUGGGCGCAACUGCUUUGAACUGCUUGGCUUCGACUUCAUGCUGACGGAAGAUCUGGCGCCUGUGCUCAUGGAAGUGAACCACUCCCCGUCUCUCUUCUGCGACUCCUUGUUUGACUUUGAGACGAAGCGCCGUGUGGUGAUGGACGUCUUCCGGCUGUUGGAGCCUCACGUGCCGUCCCUCGAGGCCUGCGACGCCGCCGCGUACGCGGCCUACCAGGCGACACCGCACGCAGACGCCAGUUACGAGGCAAUUGGUUUUAGACAGAUUUCUCCGCAGCGCAAUUCUGCCGCCAUCGCCACCACCGCUGCUGCAUGUGGUGGUAGUGGUGCUGGCCUGUGGAGCCGGGAGGAGGGGCGCAUGUUUGAGGAGAUGCUGCAGCGUGCCCGGGGUCGGUGA
Messenger RNA from Trypanosoma conorhini, 1599 nucleotides. RefSeq lists its product as uncharacterized. Bases 1 to 1599 code for a protein of 532 amino acids. Gene Ontology annotation, molecular function: tubulin-glutamic acid ligase activity; tubulin binding. Gene Ontology annotation, biological process: protein polyglutamylation; microtubule cytoskeleton organization. Gene Ontology annotation, cellular component: cilium. Lineage: Eukaryota; Euglenozoa; Kinetoplastea; Trypanosomatida; Trypanosomatidae. The transcript has a single exon. The record is from RefSeq and is a predicted model, not a curated record.